UUUAUUUUCCAUGAUAAUUUGGCUCGUUUUAUUGGAGCCUCUUUGGAGAACAAUGUCGCAGUGAUGUUGUUCGAACAUACCACGAAAGGAACUCUCCAAGAUAUGAUCCUCGACGAAGAUUUUCAAAUGGACUGGAAAUUUAAAGUUUCGUUUAUCAAAGACAUCUUGCAUGUCAAACCAAUAUAAAUUGACGUUAAAGGGAUUGCAGUAUCUGCAGAACAGUAAAAUAAAUUUCCAUGGCUAUCUUCAAAGUCGAAAUUGCAUCGUAGAUUGUCGCUAUGCAGUCAAAUUGAUGGAUUUUUCCCCAAAAAAUGUGUUCAAAUCAAAAAUAAGAAAAAAAAUCAACCUUUUAAACUACGGAUCGCUCAGUAAUUUUGAAAUAUUAAAUUUAUCAAUUGAUCUUCUUUGGACAGCCCCCGAGGUCUUUGGUAGUCUAAAGGACUAUAGAGGGGUUGAAUCUGAACGCUGUUGUGAUAUGUAUAGCUUUGGACUCAUUCUUCAAGAAAUUAUCACUCGAGAGCACCCAUUUGUCUAUUCAAAAACAGAAAAAGACCCAGUAGAACUUAUAAAAUUUAUUUUGAAAAAUAAUGCUGCUCCAAAAGUAGAUCUUAUGGAUUAUUGGGACAACGACUGUCCUAUGGCUAUAUUGGACGUAAUCAAUACAUGUAUUUACUCUCCGCCUUUUAAAAGGCCAUUACCAAAACAAAUCCUUGAGAUAAUUAAGUAUGACUGUUUCAUUUUAUUUAUAACAGAAAAGACUGUCCAGGAACAGAAAUAA
This is a messenger RNA of Octopus sinensis (East Asian common octopus), 778 nucleotides long. Its product is annotated as resact receptor-like. NCBI's taxonomy places the organism in Eukaryota, Metazoa, Mollusca, Cephalopoda, Octopoda, Octopodidae. The coding region runs from base 170 to 778 and encodes 202 amino acids. Gene Ontology annotation, molecular function: protein kinase activity; peptide receptor activity; guanylate cyclase activity. The record is from RefSeq and is a predicted model, not a curated record. Gene Ontology annotation, biological process: protein phosphorylation; receptor guanylyl cyclase signaling pathway; cGMP biosynthetic process. The transcript has 3 exons.